ACACGUGACGAUCAAAGAUGGCGGCAUUUCCUGCUUGGUCGCAUCUGUGAACUUGUUCUUCGUUCUUUUGGUGCAAAUGCAUUCAUUUUGUUGUUGCCAUUUUCUCUUCAAGUUGACGUAUUAACGGAUUGUUUAGGACGGUAUUACUGCGUGUCUCUGCGGGUUGUUGUUACAGUGCGUCGUGGUGUUUUAUAGUUUAUCUCGCGUCAGUUAGCUAGUUAACUGUAACGGUCAGUUAACUGUAACGGUCAGUUAACUGUCAGCGGUAACUACUAACUGUCAGCGGUAACGGUCAGUUAACUGUCAGCGGUAACGGCUAACUGUCAGCGGUAACGGCUAACUGUCAGCGGUAACGGCUAACUGUCAGCGGUAACGGUCAGUUAACUGUCAGCGGUAACGGUCAGUUAACUGUCAGCGGUAACGGUCAGUUAACUGUCAGCGGUAACGGUCAGUUAACUGUCAGCGGUAACGGUCAGUUAACUGUCAGCGGUAACGGCUAACUGUCAGCGGUAACGGCUAACUGUCAGCGGUAACGGUCAGUUAACUGUCAGCGGUAACUACUGUCAGCGGUAACGGCUAACUGUCAGCGGUAACGGUCAGUUAACUGUCAGCGGUAACGGCUAACUGUCAGCGGUAACGGUCAGUUAACUGUCAGCGGUAACGGCUAACUGUCAGCGGUAACGGUCAGUUAACUGUCAGCGGUAACGGUCAGUUAACUGUCAGCGGUAACGGCUAACUGUCAGCGGUAACGGUCAGUUAACUGUCAGCGGUAACGGCUAACUGUCAGCGGUAACGGUCAGUUAACUGUCAGCGGUAACGGUCAUUAACUGUCAGCGGUAACGGUCAGUUAACUGUCAGCGGUAACGGUCGGACAGGAGACGGACCGGCAGUGACAGCAGCUCAGGAACUUUAGAUAUAUUGUUUGCAGUCCAGAUAUGAAGGAGGACUUGACCCUGGUCCAGAGACUGAGCGGACACCCGGACUCUCGGUGCUGGUUCGUCAGCUGGAGCCCGACCGGGACGCUGCUGGCCUCAUGCGGGGGGGACAAGGCCAUCCGGAUCUGGGGACGAGAGGGUGACUCUUGGAUAUGUAAGAGUGUGGUCCAGGAUGGACACCAGCGCACUGUGAGGAAAGUGGCGUGGUCUCCCUGUGGGAAUUAUCUGGCCUCUGCCAGCUUCGAUGCAACCACAUGCAUCUGGAAAAAGAAGAAUGAUGAUUUUGAGAGUUUGACUGUGUUGGAAGGACAUGAAAAUGAGGUCAAGUGUGUGGCGUGGGCACCUUCGGGGAAUCUGCUGGCAACAUGUAGCCGAGACAAGAGUGUCUGGGUCUGGGAAGUGGAUGAAGAAGAUGAGUAUGAGUGUGUUACCGUUGUGAACUCUCACACACAAGACGUCAAGCAUAUUGUGUGGCACCCGACCCAGGAGCUCCUGGCUUCAUGCAGCUACGACAACAACAUUUGUAUUUACAAGGAAGAGGAUGAUGACUGGGAGUGCAAGGCCACCUUGCAAGGACACACGUCCACAGUCUGGAGUUUGACUUUUGAUCCAACUGGACAUAGGCUGGCCUCCUGCAGCGAUGACCGCACCGUGAAGAUUUGGAAAGAGUCUCCCAAUGAAAGUGGACAGGGAGACUCGUCGUGGAAGUGUGUUUGCACUCUGUCUGGGUACCAUGGACGGACAGUGUAUGAUGUCGCCUGGUGUCGGCUGACUGGCGCCUUGGCAACAGCGUGUGGUGACGAUACGGUGCGAGUGUUUAAGGAGGAUGAGACGGCCGAUCCGGACCAGCCGGUGUUCUCGCUGGUUGCUCGGGCGACCAAAGCUCACACCCAGGAUGUCAACUGUGUCGCAUGGAACCCAAAGGAGGCCGGACUCCUGGCCGCCUGCAGCGAUGACGGAGAGAUCACCAUCUGGAGGUUCCAAGAGGAAGACUGAACAGUGAACAUAACUGGCCUCUCACUGAACGAAAAAAACGUUAUUGCAAGCUACACAGGGACUGUGUGUUUCUGAGGUCACCACGCAAUAUUGUUCAUUCAACUUUUACAGCUUAUCCGGAUAGCUCGGCUGGAUUCAGCUUGAUAUUACGGUGGUCACCUGUCAUGUCUGUUUCUAAACUGAAUACUUCACCGCAUCUUGUGCUUUGUAAGUCUACAUAUGUCUUUAUAACAGCUGAAUUAAGAAUUUAUUGACAUUUAAAAA
Molecule: messenger RNA, 2195 nt
Organism: Sebastes umbrosus (honeycomb rockfish)
Lineage: Eukaryota; Metazoa; Chordata; Actinopteri; Perciformes; Sebastidae
Gene: ciao1
Product: cytosolic iron-sulfur assembly component 1
Exons: 8
Coding region: 936-1931 (331 amino acids)
Biological process (GO): iron-sulfur cluster assembly
Cellular component (GO): cytosolic [4Fe-4S] assembly targeting complex
Molecular function (GO): protein binding
Source: RefSeq, a predicted model, not a curated record